Messenger RNA from Solea solea (common sole), 213 nucleotides. RefSeq names its product calcyphosin-like protein. The transcript has 2 exons. Gene Ontology annotation, molecular function: calcium ion binding. The annotation marks the transcript as partial. The record is from RefSeq and is a predicted model, not a curated record. NCBI's taxonomy places the organism in Eukaryota, Metazoa, Chordata, Actinopteri, Pleuronectiformes, Soleidae.
AUUGAGGAGGAGGAGGCUGAUGCCAUGUUUAAGCUAAUUGACAUUGAUGGAAGCGGAACCAUAGACUUUGGUGAAUUCCUCACCAUUGCCAGGGUGACCAAAGAGGAGUUUUUCAACUACUACUGUGGCGUGAGCGCGUCCAUCGACAGCGAUGCGUACUUCAACCUGAUGAUGAGGAACGCCUGGAAGCUGUGAUGCAAUCACUGAGUUCAA